Messenger RNA from Dermacentor silvarum, 1314 nucleotides. RefSeq lists its product as uncharacterized. The record is from RefSeq and is a predicted model, not a curated record. Bases 205 to 1008 code for a protein of 267 amino acids. The transcript is spliced from 3 exons. Lineage: Eukaryota; Metazoa; Arthropoda; Arachnida; Ixodida; Ixodidae.
UCGCCCGGUGUAGUCAUUACGCUGCAGCCUCGACUGGAAUCACUGCAGGCAAGCUUCGAUCCUCCCAUAACAGAGAAGUACUGCAUAGCACCGGAGCCCCAACCGAUACGACAACGAGGAAUUGUGGCAGAGCCGGGUCAUACUAUCGACGGUCGAUGCUAAUGCUCUAGAAACUUUGCCCCCUAGCCCUUUUCAGCAUCUGUGAUGACCCAAAGAGAUUUGGACGUGCUUUGCGGAGCACUCAUCCGACUGUCCAUGGAAGAAUUGCUGUCCCUGGAAGAAACCGAUAUCUGGUGGCUACCAGACCUGAAGGGUCUUACGCAGCCGCAGGCAAGUCCGCUCGAUCCGACAUGCCCUGGAAGCUUUCGACGCGUACGAGACCCGUAUCUUCCUCGUUGCCUGGCUAUACUGCGUCCUCGCGAAACAACAAGUACUACAAUCGUGGUUUUCGUAUCGUCUCGUCACUCCGCCACUCCAGCUGCGCCCCUGACCGGCCGCUUCAUUUUGCACGAGCGAUUGGAAACCACCUUGCAAUAUCCGGGCGGCCAUACCAAAAGCGCUGCGACUGAGAGUGGAGGUGUCAUCUACGCCUGUGUCAUGGCCACGCGUCCAGCAGACACGCAAGUGGAGCACGACGUCAUCUGUAUGUGCGUUCAGCGUUCCUUGCCGUACCUGUUCGUGCACGCGGUGACGCGCUGCGAGUUGCGUGUCAGUGCAGCUCUCUACUGCGUGCUGCGAAAAAACCCUGAAGAAAUACUCGAAGGCCAUUUCGACAAGCUCGGAUUCGCAUUUGCCAGUGCCCGAGAACAUAUGGCUAAGGUUCGUGCACUGCUUAUGGGCAACGCGCCGGACGACAACACAGGACCCGUCGUGAAGAUCUCCGACGAAUCUGACCAGUCUUCCCCCGAAGAAUCUGUCGGGGAUGAUAAUUCCACCGUAUAUGUCCUGACGCCGCCCGAAUCUGAUUCCUCCGCCGCAGGCCCAGACAGUCCCGAUUUUCUCAAUUGAAACGAUGUUGGGGUGCACCCGACAUCAGCCAGGAAGGCUGGAGUAGGAGUUGAAGUGAGCGGCGAACUUAGGGGCAUUUUCAUUUGCCAAAACUGCCACAACAUCUUCGACGAGGACUGCAUUCAAGUGAAGAGUACCUCCUUCGUUUGUCCAAGCUGUGGAGCUUGUCUAGCGCAUUCUUGAAAAGUACCCGAACAGGGAUGAGGGGACACAGUGUUGUGAAGUGAAAUUAACGCUGCAAAGUUUUGACGAAGCAUACGUGAAAUCCGCGGGCGCAGCCUCAUUACAACCAAAAGCCCUUCAAUU